This is a messenger RNA of Pecten maximus, 1100 nucleotides long. RefSeq names its product sepiapterin reductase-like. NCBI's taxonomy places the organism in Eukaryota, Metazoa, Mollusca, Bivalvia, Pectinida, Pectinidae. The coding region runs from base 63 to 902 and encodes 279 amino acids. The record is from RefSeq and is a predicted model, not a curated record. Gene Ontology annotation, biological process: tetrahydrobiopterin biosynthetic process. The transcript is spliced from 3 exons. Gene Ontology annotation, molecular function: sepiapterin reductase (NADP+) activity.
ACCUGUGUUUAACACAUAACGUACUGUACAAGUUCUGUUAUUUUAGAUAAGCUAGGGGCGACAUGGAGAAACAAGAGAAUAUUUUCCUAAAAAAGAGUUUCGUAGCCAUUACCGGUGCCAGUAGAGGAAUUGGUAAAAGCAUCGCCCUGAUGUUUGCAGUGAAGUUUCCCCAAAAUUCGGUCUUGUUACUGAUGGCAAGGAAUGUGGAGGAUUUGGAAAGCGUCAGGACGGAAUUGCAAGCAACGGCUCCCAAUAUAACAGUAUUAGUUCGACAGUAUGAUCAAGGAAAAACUGAUGAAGGAUAUUUUAAUGGAAUAUUUGAUAGUAUAAUCACUGAGAACAAACUUUCAAAGGAUGAUUUUGAACAGGUAAUGCUUGUUCAUAACUGUGCUUCAACCGGUGACAAAGACAAGACCGCGCUUCAGUUGUUUGACGCCGACCGCGUGCGGUCUUACUAUGACGUAAACCUCUGCGGCAUGAUUCUACUCAACACGAGUUUCUUUACAACAUUUUGUGAUCCUUCACCGUCUCGAGUCGUAGUUAACGUAACGUCAGGGGCCUCCUGGACUGCAGUGCCGUCUCUCCACCUAUAUUGCUCAGGCAAAGCUGCCCGUGAUAUGUUCUUCCGAGUCCUUUCUGCCGAAGAACCAUCUAUUCGGGUUCUGACAUACGCCCCAGGUGCUGUUGACACAGACAUGUUACGGGAUGUGGAAGCAAAUGCAUGGUCUACAUCAUACCGUGAAGUGUUAAAAGGCCUGCGUCAGAAUGGCGAAGUAACGACACCGGAGGAAUCUGUGGCCGACCUGGAACGGGUGCUGGAGGACAAUACAUUUGAAAAUGCUGCACACGUGUACAACUAUCUUCAGACAGCCCAGCCAUAUCUUGACAAAUAUUUACAAUGAGGCAUAACUUUCGAGCAAGAGUGAUUUGAUGCCCAAUUAUUUCGAGGGAUAUCAAGGCCUAUCCCUGUGAAAGUUCCUAGCAGCUGAACAUUACUAUAAAUGGAAUCAGUGUAAUGGAAUGUGUUAUUUUAUGUUGAUUCGAAUAGGUGAUGAUUGGUAUAUGUUCAUAAUCGCAAAGACUUGAAUUAUUUACGUGUA